CAUUCGUCGAGCACGGACCUGGGAGAGUGCGUGCGUUUGUGUGUCUUGACUGCUUGUUUCUGUUUUUUUUUGGAGUUUCCAUCACGGAUUCAUCAGUAACGCCGCCAUCGCCGCCGGUCCGGUAAUGUGCAUCUGCGUUUCGUUCGCUCGUCUCUGUGCAGAUGAAUUAAUUGCUGAAAAUAUUUAGAGGCAAAUAUUCAUUGGAGCGACCACAAAUCCAAUUACACUUAACCAUAUUCAUAUUCAUAUUCAUUAUUCGUGGAGUGUUUUUGUGUAUAAUUACUUAAUUGAGCAUCGCGUUAAACAGAUCCCAGAAAGAGAAAAGGAUUUCCACUCCACAAGCCAUUAUAUCUUGGGCCAGAACAGUAACAGGAACAGAAACCAUCAAAAUUGAUUGCUUUAACAUGGACACGAAUUCGGUGAGUCCCCUGCCACCGCUGGAGGCACCAUUGGCCGUGUUGGACAGCGAGAAGACACCGCCGGGAACCCCGAACGGCAUUGAGAUGCCUCCACCGCCAGACGAGAAGCGCUAUGAGGAGGAUCCAGACAAUGCCUGGAACUGCUGCUCCUGGUGCGAGUACUUGCUGAUCGUGAUCCUUUCCACCAUUCUGCUGGUGGGAGUCCUGGUGCUGACCCUCUUCUGGGUGAUGUUCUAUCGCGAUGGCUUCGCCUGGUCGGAGAGCCCCAAGCAGCAGUUCAAUCUGCAUCCCAUCCUGAUGAUUGCCGGUUUCGUCACUCUCUCUGGAUUUUCCAUCUUGAUCUAUCGCCUGUGCCGGUGCGUGAAGCAUAUCUAUGUGAAGCUGAUCCACAUGUUCUUUCACGCCAUUGCCAUUCCGUGCAUCGCCCUGGGUUUCCUCUCCGUCUUCGACUCCCACGAGGCGUUGCAAAAGGUGAACUUCUACAGCCUGCACUCUUGGCUGGGUUUCGUGACUAUGGGCAUGUUUGUGCUGCAGUUUGUGAUCGGAUUCUUCAGCUUUCUGGUGAUGCUCUGCUGUGAGAACAAGACCUACAGCUGCCGCUCCGCCAUGGUGCCCAUACACGCCAGUCUGGGUCUGGCCAACUUCUGGCUGGCCAUUGCCACAUCUGUGACGGGUCUCAUUGAGAAGGAGCGCGAGACGGUGGCCGAGACGAACGUCAGCGCCGAAAAUAAGCUCAUUGAGCAUUACAUCACCAGUGCCAUUGGCAUCACUCUGAUCUUCAUCGGCAUCAUCGUCACCUUUGCGGUGCGACGGUCCAACGCUCCCGCCUCGGCCAAAGUCUACGUAACCGAACGCAUUUAGGAUGUCGGCUGCUCCCCAGCUGGCCCCAGCCAACCACAGCCAGUGCAGGAAGAGCGUCUCAAACGGAAAAUGUAUCCAAGGAUUAUCUGUGGUUCCGUUGUGGAUUCAGAGCUUUGAACCAAUGUCGUCCUAUUGAAAGGCUUAGCACAAACAGAUCACGCUUCUGCAUACUCUUUCUAGACAUACCUGUUAUAACGUUUUAUAUGCCAAAUUGAAUUCCCUUCAUAUACAUAGACUACUCUACUGCGUAAAUCAAAAACUUUUCUCACCCAUCCAAUGGCAGUUUAAACUCCUAAGUAGAUUUGUAGGUUUAGGAAUCUCAAAGCAAUCGCAUUACCACUUGGUAGACAGUGAAAGUACCCGACCAGAUCGAAUCAGAACCGACCAAACGCAGGCAACAAAUAAUCAAAAUUUAAGUGUUCAGCUGAAGUUGAUCGUACAUUACAAUACAUACAUACAUGAUUAGCCAUUUUUUUGGUACUAUAGUAGAAUUUUGAUAUAAGCCAAUGUAUGUAUUCAGCAGAUAAUACAACUAAUCUAUGUACUAUACCAGAUAAAGAGUACACUUUACACAUUUAUUGUAGAUUCAUAUUGUCGCAUUUGAUGUUUAUCAGUAUAAGCUGUAAACCAAUUUUACAAAUAAAUCAUACUUUCCCCAGUCCGGGGGUCU
This is a messenger RNA of Drosophila miranda, 1950 nucleotides long. Its product is annotated as probable ascorbate-specific transmembrane electron transporter 1. NCBI's taxonomy places the organism in Eukaryota, Metazoa, Arthropoda, Insecta, Diptera, Drosophilidae. The record is from RefSeq and is a predicted model, not a curated record. The coding region runs from base 405 to 1280 and encodes 291 amino acids. The transcript has 6 exons. Gene Ontology annotation, molecular function: oxidoreductase activity.